GCGAGAGAGAGAGAGAGAGAGAGAGAGAGAGCGAGCGAAUGAGAAGGAAGGCUCGCAAACGCUGCCUCUGCGCCGUGAUACUGGAUUGUACUUCAGCCGGAGCGCUUUGGCAGCUUUAAACACAUCAAAACAGAACAAAGAGGCAGAGCGUACCGGGCAGCAGCAGCAGCAGCGACAAAAAAAGAGAAAGAAUCUGCGAAAAGAAAAGAGAGGGGAGGAAAAAAAGGGGGGGGGGACCUGAGGAAAAGGAAUCUCUGCGACCAGAUUACAAAAGAAACUGAGGGAGGAGAAGCACAUUUUGAUAUUUUCGCCACUCGCUUGUUUGGACGGUGUGUUAUUGUUAUUGUUUUUUUUUUCAAGGCGUUCUGCCGUCUGAAGUUUAUCGAGGCUGCGAAGUUGUUUUUAUUUUCAACGCCUUCUUUUUUUUUUUAAAUAUUUUUUCUUCUUCUUUUUUCCAAGAAACUGCAAAAGCGUGGAGGACUGUUGAUGAGGGCUUUCCGACUCCCCACCUAAAAUAAAUAGGAAUUAUGCUUCGAGCCGGUUCAUAUGUCUGAGGCAUGUGAAUGUUCAGGUUGCACAGUAGAGUCCACGGAUUUUUUAAAGCGUUAUUAUUAUUAUUGUAUGUUGUUUCGUUUCCGUCUCUGUGCACCUCGCAUUUCUGCUGGCUGCUUUUAUUUUCUCGAGGCACUUUCGUUGUCAGACUUUUAAAGUUUUGAAUAAUUCAUGAGAUUACAGUUUUGCCUGCGUUGAAGAAGUGAAGAAGGAAGAAGAGGAGGGGAAAAGGAGAGGAAAAAAAGUUUGUCCGAAAAAAAGAAAGAGAAAAAAAAGAACAGAAGAUAGGGAGGGAGGGGGGAGCUUGACCGACAGCCCGUUGCUGAAGAUCAGCGGAAUGGCCACGGCGGCUUCCAAUCCGUACCUGCCCAGCAGCAGCAUCCUGUCGUCGGGCUCCAUCGUGCACUCGGACUCGGGCGGCGGCAUGCAGGCGGGAGGCGGCGCGGUCACGUCGGUGUCCGGCGGCUACCGAGGAGAGCCGGCGGUCAAGAUGGCGCAGAGCGACUUCAUGCCGGGCGCCAUGGCGGCGGCGGCGGCGGCGAGCAACGGUGCGCACAUGCUGAGCCACGCGCACCAGUGGGUGACGUCGCUGCCGCACGCGGCCGCCGCCGCCGCGGCAGCGGCGGUUGCUGCUGCCGAAGCCGCCUCGCCCUGGUCCACGAGCCCCGUGGGCAUGGCGGGAAGCCCGCAGGGGGGCCAGCAAGGAGGCCAAGGCGGACAGGGCCAGGGCGGGCAGCAGGGCGCGCAAGGCGGCCAGCAGGACGUAAAGAGCAGCUCGGGCCGGGACGAUCUGCACGCGGCGUCCGCGCUGCACCACCGGCACCUGGGGCCGCACCAGACGCACGCGAGCGCGUGGGGCGCCGCCACGGCCGCCGCAGCCGCCGCCGCCGCGCAUAUCUCGUCCAUAAGCCAGCAGCAGGCGCAGCCGCAGCAGUCGCUCAUCUACUCGCAGCCCGGCGGCUUCACGGUGAACGGCAUGCUGAGCGCGCCGGGCGCCCAGAGCCUCGUGCACGCGGGGCUCGUGCGCGGGGACACGCCGGAGCUGGAGCACCCCGGCCACCCGCACCACCCGCACCACGCGCACCACCACCAUCACCACCACCAUCACCAGCAGCAGCAGCAGCAACAGCAGCAGCAGCACCACCACCAAGCGCCGCCGCCGCCGCCACACCACCACACGCACCACCCGGCCAGCCACCACGGCCACGAGGCGCACUCAGACGAGGACACGCCGACCUCGGACGACCUCGAGCACUUCGCCAAGCAGUUCAAGCAGCGGCGCAUCAAGCUGGGCUUCACGCAGGCCGACGUAGGCCUGGCGCUCGGCACGCUCUACGGCAACGUCUUCUCGCAGACCACCAUCUGCCGCUUCGAGGCGCUCCAGCUCAGCUUCAAGAACAUGUGCAAGCUCAAGCCGCUGCUCAACAAAUGGCUCGAGGAGGCCGACUCGUCCACGGGCAGCCCCACGAGCAUCGACAAGAUCGCGGCGCAGGGCCGCAAGCGCAAGAAGCGCACCAGCAUCGAGGUGAGCGUGAAGGGCGCGCUGGAGAGCCACUUCCUCAAGUGCCCCAAGCCCUCGGCCCAGGAGAUCACCACGCUGGCCGACAACCUGCAGCUGGAGAAGGAGGUGGUGCGCGUGUGGUUUUGCAACCGGCGGCAGAAGGAGAAACGGAUGACGCCGCCCGGAGUGCCGCAGACGCCGGAGGAGGUGUACUCUCAGGUCGGCAAUGGACAUUUUUUAGUAGAUUACUUAAAAGAUGCAAGUUUAUGUGGGCCGAGCGAGCCGGGCGACCAGAGGGUGACAGCUACAAGUUCGUUCCAUCAGGUAAUUCUGGCGCAUUGACUUCAACUGGGAAAAUGAAACCAAGCAUUUAGAAACCUUUACCCCCCCCUACCACCACCACCACGAGCAGCACCACCAACAGCACCACCACCACUGCUACUACUACUCCCUCCACCCCCUACCCCCACUGCUACCCCUGUACAUGUCCUGUUUUCGAGAGGCAAUUUGUAUGUGUCGAGAUGGGACGUUAACCCCCCCAUCACUACCACGACCACCACUACUACCACCACCAACAACAACAGCAACACGAAAAAUGGGGGUUGAAAUUGAAAUUCAGCCCCAGGAACAGUGACAACAGUGGCUUCCAACUUCCAUUUUUGCAGAGAAGACUGCAUUGGUUCUGUUUUUGUUUAUGUUUUUUUGUUUUUUUUGGACAACAAACAAACCACGGAAUGGAUUUUUUUCCUUGCCUUCCAGCCCGAACAUGAACACAAAAAAAACAUAAAAAAGAACCUGGUCUCUAAGAUCAUUUUUAUGUAAAGGACUGAUGGAUUUUUUGGAAGAAAAAUUGAAAGACGUUUGAAAAAAAAGUGACAAUUCCUCAGCUGCACUUACAGAGGGGGCCAGAGCUGUGGAUCUGCCCCCCCCCGACCAUCACCACCAC
Molecule: messenger RNA, 2999 nt
Organism: Colossoma macropomum (tambaqui)
Lineage: Eukaryota; Metazoa; Chordata; Actinopteri; Characiformes; Serrasalmidae
Gene: pou3f3b
Product: POU class 3 homeobox 3b
Exons: 2
Coding region: 890-2395 (501 amino acids)
Biological process (GO): brain development; regulation of transcription by RNA polymerase II
Cellular component (GO): nucleus
Molecular function (GO): DNA-binding transcription factor activity, RNA polymerase II-specific; RNA polymerase II cis-regulatory region sequence-specific DNA binding
Source: RefSeq, a predicted model, not a curated record